This is a messenger RNA of Drosophila eugracilis, 514 nucleotides long. RefSeq lists its product as uncharacterized. The record is from RefSeq and is a predicted model, not a curated record. Bases 1 to 345 code for a protein of 114 amino acids. NCBI's taxonomy places the organism in Eukaryota, Metazoa, Arthropoda, Insecta, Diptera, Drosophilidae. The transcript is spliced from 2 exons.
AUGAGAUGGCAGUUGGCGAUCUUGUGGCUUUUCUUUUUCGCUUCUGCGGAAUCAGAUAUAAAGCGGCGACGUCAAAUUGUGACACCUAAGCACUUAAUGGAAACCCGUUUUCAACCCAUCCAGCAAGGGAAGGUGAUGGUCACCCCCCAGAACCUGAGAGAAGUGUCUGAUCUGAGGGCCACGAUCCACAAAUCUGUCGAUGAAGGAACUUAUGUGGUGGCUUCUUCGCCUUCCCAGGAUUUUCUACCCCGAUAUGGUGGCGGUUGGCCGGCGCGUUUAACCUUACCACACCCCUGGAUACCGCCAGCCUUUAACUUCUCCAUAUUUUGGCUGAGACUCGGCUAACAGACCUACAACUUAACGACAUUUAGCUCGUAGUAUAAUCAGCAUCAGCGAUCGAAGAGAUGCGGAAAUCGCAGGGCCUUUGAACCGCGCCGCUUGAGGAACUGAAAGGAGUGAGAUCAAAUAGUAGCCUUGUAGAUCUUGUGAUUAAUAAAACGAACGCCGAGCAGUA